AUGUUGGUACAACAGUUGGAUGACUGUAUACCGGACAGCCUGGAGGUAUUUCAAAUAAGUAUUAAAGGAAUUUGCAAUUAAUACCAGUAGUUACAAGGCAAUAGUUUGCACUAUGCUGGCCUCCACUUUCCUACUGAAUGUAGUUCUUUGAGUCAAGUAAUUAUCCCUCAUGGACCAACUUAGGUUACUGUUUGAAGUGCAUGGCCUGGAACUAUCACAUGAUCAAAUGGAAAAUAGCCUGUAUUGUCUGGUAUGAGACAGUGUGUUUCCUCCAGAAUAUGAGUCAUGGGAUCAAGGAACCUCAGAACUGUAUUUUAGCAGUGCCUGGUGACUUACAUUUGCCCUGCAUUUUUUUGCAUAGAAAUCGUAUGCUGGGCACCCAGAUUUCACAGGUUUUGAGUACUGGGCACCUUUCAUUUUUUUCCUAGAGCACAGCUUUGGAAUCUACCCUCCAGCAACAGAUUGAGUUACUUGUUUUAAAAAUGAGCAUGGUCACCAGUUUUUCAGGCAAUUGAAGACAGGAAGUUUAAUCUAGUUAGCCAGAACCCCCAAUAGGUGGUGUCUGUUAUCAUGCCAGCUAUCUUCCUUUUUGAAAGAGGGUCAUCAAAUCAAGGAAUCAUUCCUCCACCACUAGCUUUCAAGACAUAAUAUUGUUGAAAAUCUGAGCAGCAUGGCCUGUAAUAAUUAGAUGACAGAAAUGCUCAACUUAGUAGUCAGAACUCUUUCAUCUGAUCAUGGGUUAUGGGCUUAAUAUAUUUACAUCUUUUUAGGUCCUUUAAGUCCCAUACGAAAACAUUCUUAAUGUAGAAAGUACAAAGUAAAUUCAUGGUAGCUUAAUGCUUAUAACUGUACAGCCCGUUUGACAUUUUAAUAUAUACAAACCAAUGGUGCUUGAUUGCGGCACAAUUUAAGACCAAGGGAACUGGUCCCAAACAAGAUAGCACUUUCAUAGAUGUACAAAGCUUUAACCCUUUUUAUAGUUUUCACAAGACAGUGAUAAUGAAAAAUUGUUUAUAGCCAGACUCUUAUCGUUAUGAGACAUGCAUGUAAACAUUUUCCUGAAACAGUUAAACAUUCAAUACUGAAAUAAUUUGUUUCUUUACAUCUAAUUUUCAGCUUCAUCAAGUCAAUAAUGAGUAAGUCCGUUUUUCUAUGCUACUGAUUAUCAUCUGUUAACAUCCGUCUUAUUUUGUACAUUUCAUUCUGACAUUUCAUACUUACUGCAGUGAAUUAGUGGGUAUAGUAUGAAGUGGACAGCAGGGUAUCCGUUGAAGUUCAAUUUUAUCCUUGGUUGAAAUAUUAUUUUCCUUUGUUUUGGGGUAUGGUAAUGUAUGAUAAUGAGUUUGGAACAGCACAAAAAGCACAAAAAUACACUUUCUGUGGAGUAUUGCCAUUUUAUAGGUUUCUGAUGUUAAACAGCGAUCAAACCAGCUUUUGAUGUUAGCCUCACAUCAUAUUCAGUCUAUAACAUAUUUUCCAAUACACAUAAAAAUGUACAAAUUUAAGGAUACUUAACAAUAACCAGUUGUAUUCACCUUGACAAAACGCUUACAAGUCAGAAAAAAUAAUUCUAUCAUCUUUCUACAUGCUUCAAUAUUCAGUGGUGUGUAAUGUUAAAAAGCCAUACCAUCCAGUCCAUUCUGCAGAACUAGUGUUAUCUUUUGCAUUUUUCAAGGGAGCAAAGAAGAGCGCAAGGUGGAAUGGAGCAUGAGACACAUGUGACAGGGUAAGAUGUGUGGACAGGGGUGAUUUUUUUCUGCACCUUCCCCCGUUGUGGAGUCUCAAGCCCCACACCUACUUCAUACUUGCCUUUGCUUGCCCAAAAAUAGAAAAAAAAAACCAAACAUCUGUUCUGCAGGCUAAUUCCAGUCAAAAGUUCUUGGUGCUCUUUAACAAGCGACUAUGUGUGCACUUCUCAAACACAGCAACUUUGAAAUGAAACAUUGAAUAAAUUAUCAUCAAAAGUCACUUCUCCAGCAAGCUAUUACACAAUGAACUUUAAUGUAAGAAGCCAACAAAUUUUAAGUCAUCAUUUUAAUUUACAUACUAUUUAAUUCCAGACAAAAUCUGCUAGAACAACAUGAACAACAAUUUAUUCCAGACAGCCUGGAGGUAUUUAAAUAG
This is a messenger RNA of Porites evermanni, 2124 nucleotides long. The record is from the annotation of a GenBank genome assembly. NCBI's taxonomy places the organism in Eukaryota, Metazoa, Cnidaria, Anthozoa, Scleractinia, Poritidae.